Loa loa (African eye worm) is the source of this 1327-nucleotide messenger RNA. RefSeq lists its product as hypothetical. The record is from RefSeq and is a predicted model, not a curated record. NCBI's taxonomy places the organism in Eukaryota, Metazoa, Nematoda, Chromadorea, Rhabditida, Onchocercidae. The annotation marks the transcript as partial. The transcript has 8 exons.
AGCAUAGCAACAGUAUUAUUUAUCUAUGUGAAAACACAAACGCCAAUUUUCCCAGUUAGCUGUUACCUCAAUGUUCUCGUUAUACUGGAUCGUUCGGAUUCAGUCAAAGGUGGAUUUAAUAAAAGUCGAAAUUUUGUCGUUAAUGUUUCAGAAGAACUCGACAUUGGGCCAAGUACACAUAGGGUAGCAUUGAUCGUAUAUUCUGGACUCAGUUAUCGUCGUGAAGUAUUCAAGUGGAAUUUUGCUAAAAGCAAUGAUGAAUUUAAAAAAAUUGUGCUUGGAUUACGUGCUAUCGGUGGUACAACAAAUACAAAGAAAGCGUUAGAACUUGGACUUGAAUUGAUGGACUCCCGUAACAAGUCAAUUCCUACCCUUAUAAUGGUUGUUACGGAUGGCCGAAGUGCAGAUGAUCCGAAAAUUCCAGCUCAACAGUUACAGCAAAUUCCGAAUACAUGGGUUUUUGCGGCAGCAACCGGAAAUCCGGAAGCUGUUGACAAGAAAGAAUUACUUCAAAUAACUGGUAGCAUCAAUCAUGUUAUUUUACAAAGUGGUCAAGAAUUAGCUGCUGAUAUUACGCGUAAAUUACUUCGACAAGCACAGGAAAAGUGUCGCACAACAACGACAACAACAACAACGACCACAACAGCCACAACAACUACCACAACCACAACCAAUCCAAUUUCAGGUUGUGAACAAGAUGUAGUACUUGUUAUGGAUUUAUCAACAACAACAAAUCCUAUUUACCGGAAAUAUAUAGAGAUGGCUGAAGAACUGGUCAACAGCCUUGUAAUUGGCCGGCGAUUUAGUCGAAUAGCACUAAUAACAUUUAGCUCAGUGGGUAAAUCAAGGACACAAUUUAAUUUGGACAGGUAUUUCGAUGGAAAAGAUAUCGUAACUGCAAUUCGAAGAUUAGAAUCCUCAGGUGGUACAACUGCUAUCGGUGAGGGAAUUCGACUUGGAACUGAACAGAAGGACAAGCAACAUGGCGGUCGACCAGUCGAGAUCGCAAAAAAGAUUAUGCUUGUAUUCACGGAUGGAUGGAGUAAUAAAGGACCGGAUGUUGAAGAAAUGACUCGUAAUGCUAAAGGAGCCGGAUUUACUCUCUAUACCAUAGUUUAUGAGGGUAAUGGACGAGUUGAUGCGAAUAGUCCUGGAUUAAAUCUUUACACCAUUGAAACGAUGGUCGAUGAUCACAAGCACGUUUAUAGUGAGCGUAAUUUUACGCAACUUAUUCAGGAACUUAGACAACGUAACCUACCAUGUAUAUAAGAUUAUGUUACCGAUGUUCUCGACUCAUUUAUUACUUUUUUUUUUUCUUAAUUUUGAC